Messenger RNA from Lathyrus oleraceus (garden pea), 5455 nucleotides. RefSeq lists its product as uncharacterized. Lineage: Eukaryota; Viridiplantae; Streptophyta; Magnoliopsida; Fabales; Fabaceae. Bases 482 to 1696 code for a protein of 404 amino acids. The transcript is spliced from 2 exons. The record is from RefSeq and is a predicted model, not a curated record.
GCUGAUGUACAUGGAACCAAGUGGACCCCGAGCUUGGAAAGUUUAUUCUAGAAGGAAGGGUAAGAAGGGAAUUGGUGGCUAAUUAAUUACAAUACAGUGACGUGGCUUGAGUGAGGAGAGCAUCUUGCAUCCCAUUUCCACGAUAUAAGGAAUCAGAGAGAGAAUGUAGAGAUUGCCUUGGAUUAUAGUGAUAUACUAGCAUGUAUAGGGAGCUAUAGCUUCCUAUUAGGAGCCUAGCUCUUGUCAGAUCUAGGGUUACAUUCCCUUUUCUGUAUCUCUUUCCAUUUCUGCUCAAUAUAAUAAAGCUCUUGUCAGAUCUAGGGUUACAUUCCCUUUUCUGUAUCUCUUUCUGUUUCUGCUCAAUAUAAUAAAGCUCUCAUUCUCCUCUGUUUGUCUGUUGUACUGUUAUAUUAUUACAUUCUGUUUUUUUGAUACGUAACAAGUGGUCCGACCUACCGGAUUCCGACGACGGAGCCAGUGAAUGCCACCUAAGAAGGUGACGUUAGCAGCGUUCACAAAGAUGGAAGCUAGGGUCGAAGCUUUGGAGAGUGAAAUCACAGAGGUGCGUUCAACUCUUGUCGAGGUGCAGAACUCAGUGACGACAAACCAUGCUAAUUUGAUAGCAAUGUUGGAGAAAUGCUUGGGUAAGUCGUUGACUGUGGACGAAGGAGACGCGAGUGUUUCCGGUAAAGGUUCGUCGGGGGUGACAGUAGAGGGCGCUCCGAAGAGCACUGUUGUCGACAGCCAUCGGGGAGAUGCUUUGACGGAGUAUCGUCAGUCCGUUAAGAAGGUGAAACUGCCGGCGUUUGAUGGUGAGGAUCCGGCGGGAUGGAUUUCACGUGCUGAAGUGUAUUACCGCGUUCAGGGCACGAUACCGGAGAUGAAAGUGAGUUUGGCUCAGCUGAGUAUGGAGGGAACAACGAUUCACUUUUUCAAUUCCUUGAUCGGGGAGGAAGAGGGGUUGACAUGGGAAGCGUUGAAAGAGGCAUUGUUGGAGAGGUAUGGAGGACACGGUGAGGGUGAUGUUUAUGAACAGUUGACGGAAUUGAAGCAAGAGGGAACGGUUAAGGAAUACAUCGCUGAGUUUGAAUACCUAACGGCUCAGAUUCCGAAGCUUCCGGAGAAACAAUUUCGGGGGUACUUCUUACAUGGGUUGAAGGCAGAGAUUAGGGGGAAGGUACGUAGCUUGGCGGCAAUGGGAGAGAUGAACAAAACAAAAUUGCUCCAAGUCACAAGAGCUGUUGAGAGGGAGGUAAAAGGGGGAAACGGUUCAGGUUUUCAUCGUGGGCCUAGAUUUGGGUAUAAUCCAGCUCAUAAUGGGUCAGCAGCUCAUAAUGGGUCAGCAGGAAGGAAAACUGGAUCUGACUGGAUCAUGAUAAGGGGGAGAGAUGUUAGGCCGCAUGGGAGUGUUAAGAGUGGAGUAAGUGGGCUCAAAGGAGACAAACAAGCCCAAAGCGAAAAGAAACAUAUUGGGCCUCGGGAUAGGGGUUUCAAACAUUUGUCUUACAAUGAAUUGAUGGAAAGGAAGCAAAAGGGAUUAUGUUUUAAGUGUGGAGGUCCAUGCCAUCCUAUGCACCAAUGCCCGGAAAAACAACUUAGAAUUUUGGUUGUGGAGGAGGAUGGCGAUGAUGAGGAUGAGACCAAAUUCUUGGCUAUAGAGGUGGAUGAAGGUGAUGAAGAGGAAAGGUGGAGAUGAGUGUACUUAACUUGCACCACAUUGCACAUAAUACUCAUCAUACCAUGAAAUUCCAAGGAGCAAUACAUGGAGUAGAGGUAUUGAUUUUGGUGGAUAGUGGGGCAACACAUAAUUUCAUUUCUCAGAAAUUAGUGCAUCAAAUGGACUGACCAGUUUAUACUACUCUUCAAAUGACGGUUAAAUUGGGGAAUGGGCUCCAAAUAGCAACCCAGGGGGUGUGUAGAGGAAUGGAAGUGUGUAUUGGGGAAUUUAAAUUAGACCCAGAAAUGCAUUUAUUUGAAUUAGGGGGAAUUGAUGUGGUUUUAGGCAUUGAGUGGCUUAAAACUUUGGGGGAUACUAUUACUAAUUGGAAACAACAAACUAUGAGUUUUUGGAAUGAGAAAAGGUGGGUGACUCUUAAAGGACAGGAGGGGUGCAGAAAGUCACCGGUGGCUUUGCAGAAUAUACUGAGUAAGCCCAGGCCCCAUAUGCAGGAUUUAUUGUGGACAGUAGAGAAAACAAAACCCAAAGAGGCUAAAAGAAAUACGUUGUCUGCCCAGCUACAAAGGGAGUUGGAAACAGUAUUACGGAAAUACGAUCAAGUGUUCCAAACAGUGCUAGGCCUUCCUCCGAAAAGAAACAAAGAGCAUGCAAUCAACCUUGUGGAAGGACAAGGAGCCGUAAACGUGAGGCUGUAUCGCUAUCCCCACCAUCACAAGAGCGAAAUAGAGAAGCAGGUAAAGGAGAUGUUAGCAACGGGGGUCAUUCGCCACAACACGAGUUCGUUCUCAAGUCCGGUGAUUUUGGUGAAGAAGAAGGACUGCACAUGGCGAAUGUGCAUUGAUUAUCGCGCUCUAAAUAAGAUCACGGUACCUGACAAAUUUCCUAUACCGGUGAUCGAAGAGUUAUUGGAUGAGUUGCAUGGAGCGAAAUUCUUUUCGAAAUUGGAUUUGAAAUCGGGAUACCACCAAGUGAGGGUGAAGAAAUCGGAUGUGUGCAAAACGGCUUUCAGGACACAUGAAGGGCAUUAUGAGUUCCUUGUGAUGCCGUUCGGACUCAUGAAUGCUCCAUCAACGUUCCAAAGCCUAAUGAAUGAUGUUUUUCGUUCUCUAUUGAGGAAACAUGUGCUGGUCUUCUUUGAUGACAUCCUCAUCUAUAGCAAGAGCUGGGAGACUCAUGUGCGGCAUUUAGAGGAAGUGUUGAGUUUGUUAGCUAAUCACAGCCUAGUAGCUAACAAGAAGAAGUGUUUUCUUGCCCAGCAGAGUGUGGAGUAUUUGGGGCACAUGAUCACAGAACACGGUGUAGCUGUAGAUCUUGGAAAGGUGGUCAGUGUGAUGCAAUGGCCACAACCUAAAAAUGUAAAAGGGGUGAGAGGGUUCUUAGGACUCACAGGAUAUUACAGGAAGUUUAUAAAGGAUUAUGGAAAAAUUGCUAGACCAUUAACUGAGCUUACCAAGAAGGAUAGUUUCAAAUGGGGAGUGGAAGCUCAGCAAGCCUUUGACGAGUUGAAGGAGAGGCUUACAUCAGCACCUGUGUUAGCUUUACCCGAUUUUUCCAAGAGUUUUUUGAUUUAGUGUGAUGCUUCCGGAGGAGGAAUAGGGGCGAUCUUGAUGCAAGAUAAGAAACCAAUAGCAUAUUACAGCAAGGCCCUUGGUGUGAAGAAUUCAGCUAAAUCUGCAUAUGAAAAAGAAUUGAUGGCAGUAGUUUUAGCAAUCCAACACUGGAGACCAUACUUGUUGGGAAGAAAAUUUGUAGUAUCAACUGAUCAAAAAAGCCUCAAACAGCUACUGCAACAGAGAAUUGUAACUGCAGAACAGCAGAACUGGACUGCUAAAUUAUUGGGUUAUGACUUUGAGAUUUUGUACAAACAGGGUAAAUUGAACAAGGGGGCAGAUGCUUUAUCCAGAAUUCAUGAGGGAGGGGAGUUAGCUACCAUGAAUUACCAAUGGAAAUGGCUUCAAGAGGAACAGAUUAAAAUAGAAAAUCAACAGGAUGAAAGGUUGCAGAGAAUAAUAGCAGGGGUCCAACAGAAUGCAGAAUCAUGGCCAGGUUAUGAGUACAAGCAAGGGGUCUUGAUGUAUGAAGGUAGGUUGGUGAUUUCCAAUAAGUCCUUGUUAAUUCCUACAUUGUUAGAGGAAUUCCAUUCAACACCCCAGGGAGGACAUUCGGGGUUCUACAAAACUUAUAGAAGAUUAGCUGCUAAUGUGUAUUGGAUAGGCAUGAAAGGAACCGUACAAGACUUUGUAAGAAGGUGCGACAUUUGCCAAAGACAGAAGUACAUAGCUUCAUCUCCAGGAGGUUUGUUACAACCUCUACCCAUUCCUCAUCAAAUUUGGGAAGAUAUAUCGAUUGACUUCAUCACCGGGUUGCCAAAAUCAAAAGGCUUCGAAGCUAUUUUGGUGGUGGUAGACAGAUUGUCCAAGUACUCUCAUUUUAUUCCUCAGCGACAUCCAUAUACUGCUAGGAGUAUUGCCGAAGUAUUUGGUAAGGAGGUAGUCAAACUCCAUGGCAUACCUCUUUCCAUAGUGAGUGACAGGGAUCCCAUUUUUAUGAGCAGUUUUUGGAAGGAGUUGUUCAAACUGCAGGGAACUAAGCUGAAAAUGAGUACCGCAUAUCACCCCAAAUCGGAUGGUCAGACAGAAGUGGUUAAUAGGUGUUUGGAGACCUAUUUGAGGUGCUUCAUUGCGGAUCAACCUAGGACAUGGGUAACUUGGAUACACUAGGCCGAGUAUUGGUUCAACACAACGUUUCAUGCUGCUACCGAGAGAACACCAUUUGAGGUAGUUUAUGGGAGGCCGCCUCCAAAACUAAUUCAAUGGACUCAAGGAGAGACUAGAGUAGAAGUUGUGCAGAGGGACUUGUUGGACAGAGACGAGGCUUUGAGACAAUUGAGGAACCAAUUGUUGAGAGCACAAGAGAAAAUGAAAAGUCAAGCUAAUAAGAAACGCACUGACAGGAGUUUUGCAUGUGUGGAGUGGGUGUUUGUCAAGCUUAGAGCUCAUAGACAGCAGUCGGCAGUGACCAGAAUUAGUGCUAAAUUAGCAGCAAGAUACUACGGUCCUUAUCCCAUUAUUGAGAAGAUAGGAGCAGUGGCAUACAGACUAAAGCUACCAGAGGGGUCCAGGGUGCACCCUGUUUUUCAUGUAUCAUUACUGAAGAAAGUUGUGGGCCGUUAUCAUGAAGAGGAUGAGUUACCAGAUCUAUUGGAGGAACAGACUAAAGUGUAUGAACCAGAGGCGGUACUAACUACUAGGAAGGUGAAAAAACAAGAUGAAGAAAUCAGACAAAUCCUGGUACAUUGGAAGGGCAAGAUAGCAGAAGAAGCAACUUGGGAGGAUGAGAUAAUGAUCAGAAGCCAAUUUCCAAAGUUUGGCCUUGAGGACAAGGCCAUUGCGGAAGGAGAGGGUAUUGAUAGGCCCCAGUUAGUUGAGAAAGAAUUGCCACGUGAGCAGCUGAUGUACAGGGAACCAAGGGGACCCCAAACUUGGAAAGUUUAUUCUAGAAGGAAGGGUAAGAAGGGAAUUGGUGGCUAGUUAGUUACAAUAUAGUGACGUGGCUUGAGUGAGGAGAGCACCUUGCAUCCCAUUUCCACGAUAUAAGGAAUCAGAGAGAGAAUGUAGAGAUUGCCUUGGAUUAUAGUGAUAUACUAGCAUGUAUAGUAUGUAUAGGGAGCUAUAGCUUCCUAUUAGGAGCCUAGCUCUUGUCAGAUCUAGGGUUACAUUCCCUUUUCUAUAUCUCUUUCCAUUUCUGCUCAAUAUAAUAAAGCUCUCAUUCUCCUCU